AUGAAGGGCGACAACGAAAAUUACGAGAAUUUCCCAGUGGGUAUGCGUGUUCUGGCUGUUGAUGAUGACCCAAUUUGCUUGAAGCUUUUGGAUACUCUGCUUAGGAAAUGCCAGUACCAUGUUAGCACAACGAGUCAGGCGAGAAUGGCCUUGAAGAUGUUAAGGGAAAACAAAGACAGAUUUGACUUGGUUAUCAGUGAUGUCCAUAUGCCAGACAUGGAUGGCUUUAAGCUUCUUGAACAGGUUGGCCUCGAAAUGGAUCUACCCGUCAUCAUGCUAUCUGCGAAUAGUGACCCCAAACUUGUAAUGAAAGGAGUCACUCAUGGUGCUUGUGAUUAUUUGGUCAAACCCGUCCGGAUUGAGGAGCUGAGGAAUAUAUGGCAACAUGUGAUAAGAAGACGGAAGUUUGUGAACAGGAACGAGAAUAAGUCUGUUGAUCAAACCAAACCUAAUCAAAUACCGAGUGGAGAAGGAGGACAAGGUGGGACCAUCCCGGGAGAAAACGCGGAUCAAAAUGGAAAAACGAAUAUUAGGAAGAGGAAAGAUGAAGAGGAUGAGAGUGAAGAUGGAAAUGAGAAUGAAGAUCCUGCAACUCAAAAGAAGCCUCGUGUUGUCUGGUCCAUUGAGCUUCACCGGAAGUUUGUUGCAGCUGUGAACCAGUUAGGCAUUGAAAAGGCUGUUCCGAAAAGGAUUCUUGACCUGAUGAAUGUGGAAGGUCUUACUCGAGAAAACGUGGCAAGUCAUCUCCAGAAAUACAGGCUGUACCUCAAACGAAUCAGCUCAGUCGCAACUCAGCAGGCCAACAUGGCAGCCGCAUUCGGAGUAAAAGACUCACCUUUUAUGCGUAUGGGCCCUUUUGGUGGGCUUCCAAACGCGGCCUUCCCACACUACUCACCCGGGGCCAUGCUCGGGCGGAUAAACGCACCUCCCAACAUGAACCUCCGUAAUAUCUCCCCAUCUGCAUUCAUCCAGCCGAAUUCCUUCUCCCCCCUUAAUAAAAUGCACCCGGGCCUCACAAACCCGAAUCCGGGCCAAAACCUUUUCCCAGGAAUUCAGCUGUCCUUAGAGCUCGACCCGAACAAGCAAGUACCCAAUAAAUUCCCCGAGCAGGGAACUAUCGGCGGGCCCAGUAAUGUAAUGAACGGGAAUUUUCAACAAACGCUGAAUAAUGGGGGUUUUGGGAUUGGGCCCGACUCGUUUGGUGUCGGCAGCAUCGAGACUUCCAGUAUGAUGCAGCCGAAUAACUCGUUAAUUUCCGGGCAGCCGUUUCAGUUGGCUAUAAAUAGCACGCGGGACAGUAGUUUUUCAGGCGAGGGUUAUGUGCCGAGCAACUCUAUUGACAUGUCUGGGCCUGGGACCACUUUGGCUCUAGACGGUUUGAGCGCUGAUGGGCAGCAAGGUGCGGGUCAGAGGUGGGGUGGUGGUCAACAGGGGCAAAAUGGUCAUGGCUCGAAAGGUGGUUACGUUCCCUUGAACGGCAGCCAGAACGAAAAGUCGCAAGGGGGAUUUGGUGGUCGUGGUUAUGAUUCGUUGGACGAUAUGAUGAAUGCUAUGAUCAAAAGGGAACAAGAUGAAACGGCUCCGAACUGCGAUUUCGGGUUCGAUAGUUAUUCGUUCGGGUCCGGUGGGGUAUGA
Striga hermonthica is the source of this 1635-nucleotide messenger RNA. The record is from the annotation of a GenBank genome assembly. Lineage: Eukaryota; Viridiplantae; Streptophyta; Magnoliopsida; Lamiales; Orobanchaceae.